CCAGCGCCCACUUCUGCUUUCAGGUUCCUGUGCUUGCUGCUUCCCCAGGCUCCGAGUCUCAAACCCUGAGGAUCCUGGGCUGCAGGGUCGGAGAGCCAGGCGCUGAGCCCCCCUCUGCAGGUCUAGGGGUCUGUCCCAGCCGGAUGCCCCAGCCAUGGGGGGAGCACUGCUGCUACAGCAUGACACCGGGGAAAGGGAGCUCCCGCCUCAGGGCCCCCCCUGGAGAGCAGGGGGUCCUGCCAUGCUGAGGGUCCUGAUCCUCGCCCUGCUCUGGAGGGGGUCCCUGGCCCAGCUGCCCGGAUUUACCCUGACGGUGCCGCAGACGGUGUCCGUUGCGGAGGGUCUCUGUGUUCUCGUCCCCUGCACCUUCACGUACCCAGCCUCGUACGACACCGACAAUCCCUCGGCCCAGCUCUACGGAUACUGGUACAAGGAGCCUGCUACUGGGGGCCAGGAUCCUCCCGUGGCCAGCAGUGUCCCCGCCGUGAGUGUGUCGCAGGAGACCCUGGGCCGGUUCCGGCUGGCGGGGGAUCCAGCACGCGGCGACUGCUCCCUGCAAAUCAGUGAUGCCCGACGGACGGAUGCCGGGAGAUAUUUCUUUAGCUUCGAGAAAGGCCUGUUAGAUCACACUUACCGCUCCAAUUCCGAUGGCGCUGACCCUGCGCUCACGAUCUCUGUGCCAGGGCUGACGGAGGAGCCAGAGAUCCAGAUCUCGCCAGCGCGGGGGCUGCCAGGGACACUGCUGGCCGGGGAGCCGGUGACUGUGACCUGCACGGCCCCUGGGCGCUGCUCCAGGCCCCCUCCCCGAGUCACCUGGACGGGGCCGUUCAGCGACACAGCCCGGGACAUCUCAUCCCAGCUGGCGAACGGCACCUGGGCCCACAGCUCCACGCUCAGCUUCACGCCCGGCACGGGGGACCACGGCAAAGAGCUCGUCUGCAGCGUCACCUACAGGCCACCACGGGGACCUUCCACCCGCAGAACCGUCCAGCUCCACGUCAGCUACUCGCCCGGGCCCCCCAGCAUCACCGGGACCCUGACCAGGAACGGACGCCCCGUGCCAGAUGCGUGGGGAGCUGAGGGCGACGUCGUGUCUCUGGAGACCCAGGAGGGCGACUCCCUGAGCCUGAGCUGUGAGGCUGGGAGCAGAACUGAGGCCACCCUGAGCUGGGCCAAGGGGAACGAGUCCCUGAGCCCCGGCCAGGGAGGGGCCGGGCACCUGGAGCUGCCGAAUCUCAGCCCAGGGGACGCUGGGGAGUAUCGGUGCUGGGCGAAGAAUUCCUACGGGUCGGCCAGCCGGGCCCUGCGUGUGCACGUGCAGAACCCGCCCGGGCCCCCCAACAUCACCGGGACCCUGACCAGGAACGGACGCCCCGUGCUGGAAGUGUCAGGAGCUGAGGGCGACGUCGUGUCUCUGGAGACCUGGGAGGGCGACUCCCUGAGUCUGAGCUGUGAGGCUGAGAGCAGACCCGGGGCCACCCUGAGCUGGGCCAAGGGGAACGAGUCCCUGAGCCCCGGCCAGGGAGGGGCCGGGCACCUGGAGCUGUCGAAUCUCAGCAGAGGGGACGCUGGGGAGUAUCGGUGCUGGGCCAACAAUUCCUACGGGUCGGCCAGCCGGGCCCUGCGUGUGCACGUCCAGCCUCUAGAGAGGACUCUGCAAAUCACCGUCUCCAGAGCUAACAGGAGCGACCCCCAGCUAUUCCAAGAUCCCAGCACCAAGGUGGCGAACGGGUCACAGCUCUCGGCCCGGGAGGGCGACUCCCUGCGGUUCCUCUGCUCCGUCGCCAGCAGCCCCCCCGCUGCACUGGGCUGGGUGAGGGGGGGCCGAGCCGUCGAGGGUGCCCGCCCCAUGGGGGAGAAUCAGCUGCGGCUGGAGCUGCCCAACGUGACGGCCGAGGACGGGGGGCUGUACGGGUGCUGGGCCCGGAACAAGGAGAGCUCUGCCCAGGGGACGUUCCAGCUGCUCGUCGAGUGUGAGUGGGGUUAA
Messenger RNA from Mauremys mutica (yellowpond turtle), 1987 nucleotides. Its product is annotated as sialic acid-binding Ig-like lectin 13. NCBI's taxonomy places the organism in Eukaryota, Metazoa, Chordata, Testudines, Geoemydidae. Bases 155 to 1987 code for a protein of 610 amino acids. The record is from RefSeq and is a predicted model, not a curated record. The transcript has 10 exons.